CGGGUGGUCCCUGUCCCUCCUGUCGCCCAUUGAGGGAGCCUUCAACAUGCGUCCGCCCAGCGGCCACCGGCACUUCUGGCUGCUGGCGUGCUCGCUUCUCUUGACUCGGCUGGCGGCUGCUCCGCAAAACUUCUCGUCUCUGAGAAGCUGGUCGGGCGUCGCCUGUCAGCUGUCCCGCGCCGAGUCGGAGCGCAGGUGCCGCGCGCCGGGGCAGCGCCCAGGAGAUGCGCUGUGCCACGGCAGGGGCCGCUGCGACUGCGGAGUCUGCAUUUGUCACGUGACGGAGCCGGGCACCUACUUCGGGCCCCUAUGUGAGUGCCACGAUUGGGUGUGCGAGACGUACGACGGCCAGAUCUGCGCAGGCCAUGGUAAGUGUGACUGUGGCAAGUGCAGGUGUGACAGUGGUUGGACUGGAGCCGCUUGCCAGUACCCCACCCGCUGUGAGCUGACCAAGAAGAAAAGCAAUCAAAUGUGCAAGAAUUCUCAAGAUGCUAUAUGCUCCAAUGCAGGUACAUGUCAUUGUGGCAGAUGUAAGUGUGAUAAUUCAGAUGGAAAUGGACUUGUUUAUGGUAAAUUUUGUGAAUGUGAUGAUAGAGAAUGCAUUGAUGAUGAAACAGAAGAAAUAUGUGGAGGCCAUGGGAAGUGUUACUGUGGAAACUGUUACUGCGAGGCUGGUUGGCAUGGAGAUAAAUGCGAAUUCCAGUGCGACAUCACCCCCUGGGAGAGCAAGCGAAGAUGCAGUUCCCCAGAUGGCAAAAUCUGCAGCAACCGAGGCACCUGUGUGUGUGGGGAAUGUUCGUGCCAUGAUGUUGAUCCCACUGGAGAUUGGGGUGACAUUCAUGGGGACACCUGUGAGUGUGAUGAACGAGACUGCCGAUCCAAGUAUGACCGAUACUCUGAUGACUUCUGCUCAGGUCAUGGGCAGUGUAAUUGUGGAAGAUGUGACUGCAAAGUAGGCUGGUACGGGAACAAGUGUGAGCACCCACGAUCCUGCCAGCUGUCUGCUGAGGAGAGCAUCAAGAAGUGCCAGGGAAGCUCUGAUCUGCCUUGCUCUGGAAGGGGGAAAUGCGAAUGUGGGAAAUGCACCUGUUACCCUCCAGGAGACCAGAGGGUGCACGGGAAGACAUGUGAGUGUGACGACCGGCGCUGUGAAGACCUAGAUGGUGUGGUCUGUGGAGGUCACGGCACAUGCUCCUGCGGGCACUGCGUGUGUGAGCAAGGAUGGUUUGGAGUGCUCUGCCAGCAUCCGCGCAAAUGUAACAUGACUGAAGAACACAGUAAGAGUUUGUGUGAAUCAGCAGAUGGUGGAUUGUGCUCUGGCAAGGGUGCCUGCCACUGUGGAAAGUGCAUUUGCUCUCCAGAUGAAUGGUAUAUUUCAGGAGAAUUCUGUGACUGUGAUGACCGAGACUGCGACAAGCAUGAUGGACUCAUCUGUACAGGAAAUGGAAUCUGUAAUUGUGGCAACUGUGACUGCUGGGAUGGAUGGAACGGAAAUGCAUGCGAAAUCUGGCUUGGCACGGAAUAUCCUUGACAGUUGCAUGGGAAAGGAAUCUGGAAUCUAACUUUUCUAGGCCAUUAGAACAUAUAACUGCAAAGAAAGUCAUGUAUAAUCACUGCUAGAACAGAUUAAAUGGACUCUUGUAUGUUUUUCUAUUUUGGAAUGCCUGAAUGGAAUCUGGGUACCCAUUAGAAAUUAGUUCGGUCAACUCUGUUGUAACGCUAGAAAUAAUUUUUUCUCUUCAAAUAACAUUGGUAGUUCUCUGUGAAGGUACAUUGCCACCCAGAAGACAUUUGGCAAUGUCUAACGACAAUUUGGAUUGUCACCCUGGGUGGGGUGGAAGGGUGUGCUGCAUAAAGGCAGUAGGCAGAGGCUGGGGGCGUGGCCCAGCAUCUGCAGAGCACAAGGACAGCCCCCAUGGCAGACAGACACCUGAAUACAAAUGUCAACAGUGCCAGAGCUGAGAAAUGCUGAAUCAUGUUGUCUUUAGAAAUCUCCUUUGCCACACAAGAAAGCUCAUGUCAGAAUCUGAUCAAAAGUUUGUUUUUGCACAACUCCAUUAAUUGUGCACAAAUCCAUUGAUUGGUUGUUUCAGGAUUCUAUAUCAGCAUUUCCAUGUGGCAAGAAACACAUUUGAGGUAAAAUGUCAGAUUGGGGAAUUAGCAUGAAUGCAACUGAAGGAGCAAGACUGAAGCUUUUCAGUAAGUCAUCUGUCCAAUCUCCCUUUAAACUCAUGAAAAAUUCCCUGAAAAUUAUGAAAAAGGUACAAUAGAACAUGUUCAAUAAAUAGUGACAUGAGUUUAUAUUUGUGUCAACAUGUAUUUGUCUACUGAUAACACAUAUACAC
Molecule: messenger RNA, 2345 nt
Organism: Ochotona princeps (American pika)
Lineage: Eukaryota; Metazoa; Chordata; Mammalia; Lagomorpha; Ochotonidae
Gene: ITGBL1
Product: integrin subunit beta like 1
Exons: 11
Coding region: 47-1531 (494 amino acids)
Biological process (GO): integrin-mediated signaling pathway; cell-matrix adhesion; cell adhesion mediated by integrin
Cellular component (GO): integrin complex; cell surface; focal adhesion
Molecular function (GO): integrin binding
Source: RefSeq, a predicted model, not a curated record